UAACCAGUAUAAGAAGUUUCCUCAGAUGACUUCUUAUCACCGUAUGCUGCUGCACCGUGUGGCUGCCUACUUUGGCAUGGACCACAAUGUGGAUCAGACAGGCAAGGCUGUCAUCAUCAACAAAACAGGCAACACGCGCAUCCCAGAACAAAGGUUCUCUGAACACAUUAAGGAUGAACGUAACAUGGACUUCCAGAAGAAAUUCAUCCUGAAAAGAGAUGAUGCCAGCAUGGACAAGGAUGAUAAUCAGAUCCGUGUCCCGCUGCAGGAUGGGCGACGUAGCAAGUCCAUUGAAGAGCGGGAGGAAGAGUAUCAGCGGGUACGAGAUCGGAUAUUUGCCCGAGAA
Plectropomus leopardus (leopard coralgrouper) is the source of this 346-nucleotide messenger RNA. The record is from RefSeq and is a predicted model, not a curated record. Lineage: Eukaryota; Metazoa; Chordata; Actinopteri; Perciformes; Serranidae.